This is a messenger RNA of Notodromas monacha, 1002 nucleotides long. NCBI's taxonomy places the organism in Eukaryota, Metazoa, Arthropoda, Ostracoda, Podocopida, Cyprididae. The record is from the annotation of a GenBank genome assembly.
AUGGAUAAGACAGGCCGCCAUAAUUGGCAGAUCGACAGGAGGGGUACAGGUCUCAUUAUGUUCAACUUUGGAGAGUUAGCUCCCUCACAAAAGUUCUUCACAGCAGGAUCACCUGCUGUGCUCAUUCUCUUCCACCUCUGCAUCAACAACAGCCAGGAGGAAUGGGUGGAGUGCUGGAACCUUGCUGCCAUGAACUUUGGAGCAGAAACAGGACCAACACUCAACGUCAUCAGAGAAGAAACAUGGUCCACAGCUGACCACCUACUCAAAACAGGGGGGAAGAACCCCCAAGCAAAAAACUGGCUAACCUUGUUCCUGAUGAACUUGACAAGCCAAACCAAAAAGACAGCCAAAGAUGUGGCUCCAGCCCCACCAAGGCCCAUGAAAACCAGGACCAUGGCCGUCCAAGGGUCCACGUCCGCCUCAACGUGUGCAACACCAUGUUUGAUGUUGACCGUCACCUCCGGCGUCGACGACGGUGCCUUGAUGAUGUGUGGCACCUCUUGGGCCACCACGACGCUUUGCUGCAUCGAGGGCGGCGCCCAAACCACGAAAGGCGUUUUGCUCGCCGGCACGUGGACAACCGCCAGGUUGGCCGUCGGCGCCACUGGGCAAGGCUCAUCUCUGAAACAACUCACCAACCACCGGCGGAACUGCCGCCGUCGAGAUCUCCGGCUCGGGUGGCACGACUUCCUCGCAUCACCUCCAAGGCGUCACGACACGAUCCAUGUCGGCCCAUUGCCCGACGCAGACCAUCGGCGACAGCAGCUUCACCUCCUACAAACAAGACUGGCUGUCAUACAUGUCCGCCUGCCUGACGUAGUCCAAGAACAGCGUCGCCCCGAUGAAUGUCACGCGGCGCCCGUAGCCGCCGGCGCCCCUCACCUCCUUGCCGCAGACGUCCCAACACACGAACGCCCCGUCUUUGGGACCGCAGUCCGCCCCAGCAGCUGCAACACCGACGACCAGCAACACCAGAAGCCUCAGGAACGCCAUCUGUGA